AUGUCCGACGACCUCUUUCGCAACGUCCGCGAGCUGUACGAGCAGGUUGACGCGCAGUUCAGCGUCAGGUCGUCGGAAGAGGGUGUCGGGGCCCAGAUGGCUUCCUUCUGCGUUUACAGUUGCGGCUUGUUUUCGACGUACAUGGUCAAGUACAAGAACAUCUGCUCCGACAAGUCCAUCGUAGCACAAGCACCGAACAUGCUCCAGCGCUGCAUGUCCAUCCUGAUCGAGUCCAAGCAGACAUGGCCGCUCGCGUCGCGCUGGCUGGAGUCCCUCGAGCGUUUCUCUCGCGAUCCCAAGGCUGCCGCGUAUAGUAGCAUGGCAGACGGCAAUGACCGCACCCUACGCCCAUUACAUCCCUCGCCCUCCACCUUCAACAAGCCCCGCGCAGAAACCCCGAAAUACCAGCUCCCCGUCCCUCUCCCCGGUCCUCCGGCGACGCCCCUCAACGAGAAGAAGCCGCCGCCCCUCCGCCACAACAGCACCAGCAGCAACACCUCCAACAUCCUCCCCCCGCCGAGCCCGUCGCCCAGCAUCCAGCAGCAACACCAGCCGCAGCAGCACAACACCCCCUUCCCGCUGCCGCCCCUGAACACGCCUCAGUUGCAGCAGCAGCAGCCGCUCCAACACCAACAACACCUUUCUCCACACCAACAACCACCACCGCAACAACACAUGCACCAAUUCCACCACCAACAACAACCGUCUCCUCCGCAAAGACACCACCAACCGCCGCCCCCUCACCAGCACCAGAUGCAACAGCAACAGCAGCUGCCCCCGGAGCUGCAGCAGCACUUCUCCCCGACAAUGUACGCCCAGGCCCCGCCGCCGUACAGCCCCAACAACGGCAUGGGCAUGCUCGUCCAGGCCGCCUUCGACACCACCAACCCCAUCGGCUCGCCGGGCUACGACCCGAAUGUGGCGGUGUUCUACUCGUCCCCCGGCUCCGCGUCCAUCACCCUCGGCCCCGGCACCGACGGCUUCGAGUGCGAGCUGCAGAGCUGGUUCGACGGCACGGCGCCAGUGCAGGCGACGAGCUGGAUCGGGAACGGGGCCGCGGGGUUGGGAUGGUUUGGGUCGAACUAA
This is a messenger RNA of Colletotrichum chrysophilum, 1086 nucleotides long. RefSeq lists its product as uncharacterized. NCBI's taxonomy places the organism in Eukaryota, Fungi, Ascomycota, Sordariomycetes, Glomerellales, Glomerellaceae. The coding region runs from base 1 to 1086 and encodes 361 amino acids. The transcript is spliced from 3 exons. The record is from RefSeq and is a predicted model, not a curated record.